This is a messenger RNA of Sus scrofa (pig), 1671 nucleotides long. RefSeq names its product transmembrane protein 230 (gene TMEM230). Gene Ontology annotation, biological process: synaptic vesicle transport. The record is from RefSeq and is a predicted model, not a curated record. Gene Ontology annotation, cellular component: endomembrane system; synaptic vesicle. NCBI's taxonomy places the organism in Eukaryota, Metazoa, Chordata, Mammalia, Artiodactyla, Suidae.
AUGCCGUUUCCGGCGCCCCGCUUGUCGGAGGCGGGGCGGCAGUUGGGGGAAGUGUGCCAUGAGGCUUCGGGCGCGCUUUCUGCCAACCGUGAGCGAGCUUUUGGCGCGGGGCUCCGGUAAGGCCUGCGGUAAGGCGUGCGUACGGCUGGCAGGGAGCGGAAGUGCCCGCUUGAGGCUCGCGGCGUGGUGGAGACUGCGCUCCCCGCUGACAUCCAGCCCUGAGUCCUUGCUGUGGAGCGUUCGCCCGCCUGAGAGUGUAGCUGUGUCAACGUGUUAUGAUGCCGUCUCGUACCAACCUGACUACUGGAAUCCCCAGUAGUAAAGUGAAAUACUCAAGGCUCUCCAGUACAGACGAUGGCUACAUUGACCUUCAGUUUAAGAAAAGCCCUCCUAAGAUCCCAUAUAAGGCCAUUGCGCUUGCUACAGUGCUGUUUUUGAUUGGCGCCUUUCUCAUUAUCAUAGGCUCCCUCCUGCUGGCAGGCUAUAUCAGCAAAGGGGGGGCAGACCGGGCUGUUCCUGUCCUGAUCAUUGGCAUCCUGGUGUUCCUGCCAGGAUUCUACCACCUGCGCAUUGCCUACUAUGCAUCCAAAGGCUACCGGGGUUACUCUUAUGAUGACAUUCCAGACUUUGAUGACUGACAUCCACCUCAGCCCUGAGGAGAAGAGUCACAGAUGAGACUGAGCCUGACUUUAUGACAUUGAGCAGAAACUAUGUCUAGGAACUAAGGAUUUCUGCAACUGGCAGAUGUUUAACAAAACAGUGGCCAGAUUUUAAUGGGUCUGUCCUAAAGAUGUUAAUUGAAUUUACAACUAGCUCAUUAGGAUAGUCUCUAAUUUUCAUCUCCUGGCCCUGAGACAAAUUUUUCCAUAUGCAUAUGUAUCACGAAGAGUAGCAGUGUUAAUUGCAUGAGAAAGCGGGAGGUUAUUCUUCAGCUUUUGCUGCCACCAUCAUUUUUAGAGUUAAGCAUUUCUUUCAACUAGUCCUCAAUGUCAGUAUGUUCUUGUGGCAAAUGGAAGAAUGCAGUAUGUCAGAUUUCUUGUUACUAAGUAAUUUCUUUUGAAAAUAGAUCUAAGUGUCUUAUCCCCAUACUCAUCAUGUCAAAUCAAAUAUCAGUGUGGGUGCAUCUGUAAUUUUUUUACUUGAUUUUUUUUUUUAACUCAAUGCAUUUUUUUUUUAACUCAAUGAAUUUAUCACUUUACUUGCUUUCUUAUUAACAGCAACUAGGAAUUUUUAAAACCUCAGACCAAAGUUUCAAAAUGUAAACACUUUGUUCACCAAUCCUUGGCCCCAUCUCUGAUGUGGUUCACUGAUAGCUUGGCCAGUGUAUAGUUCGGAUCAUUCUGUCCUUUGUAGAUAAAGAUGUUCUGUAUAUCAUACCUUUAAGGACUGGAUUUUUGGCUGUUUCCUAAGGGAAAAUAUAGAUAAGUGGUUAUUAUUUAGAGUUUAUAACCUGACGUUAGCAUCUUGUGUUAUGAUGACAUUGUGCUGAAGAUUGUAAGCAUUGGCCUGGAUCUCUAGAGGAUUAGACUGCCUUAGUUUGAUUGGUUUCCUAGCUUGCAAAAAGUGACUAAUAUUCAGAAGAAAUUAAAAUGUCGAAAUCUAAAUCCUAGACUUUUAACAUACUUCAGAAAACAUGUUAAUGAUUAUAUUAUAUCACUGAUCCCCCCAGUA